AUGUUUGUUCUCUUUGAUGAAUGUUGGUUACCCGAUCCUAAGUUAGGUCCACAACCAGAUCCUAUUCCAGGUGUUCACAAUUCACAAUGGGUUAGAUGUCCUGGACAAAGUAGAGUAUUAGAUACAAUUACAUGGCCUUUACUGAAACAAUACACCAUUGAUGUACUUUCUCGAUUCUCAAAUGAUUCACGAGUAGUCAUAUGGGAUUUAUACAAUGAACCUCAAUGUAGCCAUCAAUUAUUUAUUAUUUUACCUCUUCUUCAUGAAAUAUACUCAGCUGCUCUCGUAGCCAAUCCUCAACAACCACUUACUUUCGGUAUAGCGUCAAAUUCGUUAAUCAGUCCGUUAGCACGAUUUGAGCUCGAAUCAUCCGAUAUUAUUUCAUUUCACAAUUACGAACCAUUAGCAAAUACAAUGCGACUAGUAAACGACCUACGUCAAUUUAAUCGACCAUUAAUCUGUACGGAAUAUAUGGCUCGAACACUUGGCAGUCUUGUAGCAGGCAAAACUCAAACAUAUUUUCCAUGGGGAUCACCAGUUAAUGCUUCUACUCCUCUUGUAUGGUUUCAUGAUAUAUUCAAUAAUACAGGCCAAUCAUAUUCACCUUAUGAAAUAGAAUUUUUCAAAGACCUUAAAACCAAAUCAUCAUUAUAG
Molecule: messenger RNA, 654 nt
Organism: Rotaria sordida
Lineage: Eukaryota; Metazoa; Rotifera; Eurotatoria; Philodinida; Philodinidae
Source: the annotation of a GenBank genome assembly